GGAGACCCCAGCGGCUUUAAAGCUGUGUGAAGACCAACAAACACCGACCUCUGCUCAGCCUGUCAGUGAAUGUGGAGCCUUUCUUGCCUUAUUGUAGCCUGUUUUUUAACGAAAGACAAACAAAUGCAGGAGUGACUUAAGAAGUGCGCAGCUGGUUUAAGAAAGAAGUCCACAAGUGAAGAUGUCCAAAUGGGUGUCGUCGCGAUGGGAUUUGAGUUGAGGAACACGUAACCACUCAUAAGUCACCCUGACUCACUUCGUUGUUAAGGUAAUAGGAAACUUAAAAAGACGUGUUUUGACCGCUGGGAUGUUGUGAACGACAGCUCUCCUGGGAUAAAAGGACGGAAGGACCCAGGGCUGGUGGACAAGCACCGGAGGGAUUAUGGCUUUCGCAACGUUUUCACUCAGCCUCAUCACGCUCGUGCUUACAAACUUGCACCUGUCGCGAGCCAGUGACCGACAUGCGGUGUACUGGAACAGCUCAAACCUCCUGUUACGGAGAGAAGGCUACACAGUGCAGGUCAGCGUCAACGACUACCUGGACAUCUACUGCCCGCAUUAUAACAUCAGCCAGAGGGGGACGCUAGAGCGCACCGUGGCUGAGCAGUACAUCCUCUACAUGGUCAGCUACCGCGGCUACCGCACCUGCGACCCCCAGCUGGGCUUCAAGCGCUGGGAGUGCAAUAGGCCCCACGCGCCACACGCUCCCAUCAAGUUCUCUGAGAAGUUCCAGCGUUACAGCGCCUUUUCUCUGGGCUACGAGUUCAACGUGGGCCAGGAAUACUACUAUAUCUCCACGCCCACCCACCACCACGGCCACAGCUGCCUGAGACUGCGAGUCUACGUCUGCUGUUCCACCGUUUCCCAGGCAGACGAUGACUCUAGUCAGACUCCUCCCGACUACACAGUCAGGCCAAACCUGAAAAUACACAACAUCGAUGAAUUUAACCCUGAAGUUCCCAAACUGGAGAAAAGUGUCAGCGGCAGCAGCCCAUCACGUGACCGCCUUCUUCUCACCAUGGCGAUGCUGCUCCUGUCGGCCGUGCUUUUGUCCUAGCGGACUAUCACCUGGAGUGACACUUCACAUGCAUCGCUGGACCGCCUUGUCCAAAGGGCUUUGUAUCCACCACGUUGUUGAUGUGAGAGACGGCAGAGACAGACAACGGUCGAGCAGAGGUGAAACAGAACCCAAAUCCAGACGACACUGAAAAACAUCCUUGAACUUAGACUUAACUUCAAAAAAGGAGAGGCCUUUUUGCUGUCAUAUUCACAUCUGUGUAUGUUGACACUCCAUGUGUUGUUGGACCAUCAUCAUAGGAGCACCGCAGCUUUUCAUAUGUUCCACACAACAUGGAGGCAGAACCCCAAUGCAGAACCAGACUUCAGUGCUGCUAUCAUGCCUGUGGACUUGUAUUGAGCUGGAUGUAGACUACACUUCUUCUUAUUGUAGCAUGGAUUUCAAAUCACGAGGAUUAGCAAAAGCAACUUUUUCAACUGUAGAGAAGAUGAUGAACUUGGCAGUGGAUUUUAAGGCCUUUGACUAUGGACAAAGUAUGCUAACGCAUAAAACUGAACUUAGAUGUAGUAAAGUGAAAGUUAGACCUGGGAAGUGUGCUGAUCUCACCUGGAAUAUACCGGAUAUUUAUGUAAUCAGUUAGCGAUGAGAACUGCUGCUUUUUCCUCGGACACUAAGGAAUGUUUUCACGCUGGUGUGAGCGAGCUGCUCCUAAUAAAAGCCUGAGGUGUUUCUUAAGAGAACGGAGAGACUUUUUGAGGAUAUCCACAGGCCUUUCAAGAAUCCAUUUUCUCCAGACAUCAAAAAUACCCCUGGCUUUGUGAUAGGUACAGCUGCAAAGCCUGCAUUUCUUGGAAGAUAGCGAGUGCCCUCUUAGAACUAGUCCUUUGUCUGCAUUUCCUGCCUUCACACUUUAACAACCCGAGAAAAAUACAGACCCCGGACUAGUAAUUUGACGGCACUUAGACAUGGUGGAUGUGUGUUUUUUUGUUCCAGUGCAUUUACUGUCAGCACCAAACCUUUCUCCCAGCAGCAGUCAUUCAGAACACCACUAAUUUGCAAUUUAAAAAAAAAAACUCUCACAGCAGCAAGUUCCCUUUUAAUCCCAGACAACCCUGUCAAGUCCUUUUCCACUUCAGAGGUGCCCAGCCAAUCAGUGCUGAUGCCCAUUACAGCAGUCACCAUUACCAUGGAAACGACCCCAUACAGUCGCCAGAGUGCGGCAGGUGCCUGAGGAGAACUUGUGCUUCGAGUCUCAAAGAAACGCUGCCGCCAUUUUCUUAAAAAAAAUCAAAUAAGAACAAAAAAAUAAAACACAACACGUGUGAAUGUGCAAAUAAAGACAAGUUCACUUUUUUAUAUUGUUAUAAAAGACAAAGUAGGCUGGCGUUAGUCAAUAUUACAAUGUUGUGCUUUUUUAAUUUAUUUAAUUUUCAAAUGUUUUUAUUUUAAAAUUAAAGUAUAUUAUUUAUCUACCUAAUUUAUUAGUGUGCAUUUGUAGGCCUUUGCUCUAUAAGCUAUGUGCCAUUUUUUAUUGUUUUUUUAAACAGUGGAAUUUUUACUGCAGCAUUUUGCUUGAGUAGACAACAUAAGCUGACGCUGUCGGCCUGACAAAAGGAGAGAGGGUUGUUGGUUCUGACCAAUCAGUAGGGACUUCACUCAGUAACCCUACUCUCAUGUUACAGACACUUCCAACCUGAUUAUGUUGCUGAAGAGCAUGUCAUAAACCAACCAAUGCACAGACACGGAUGUUUAAUGGGAGGGCAGCAUUCCUCUAUCGCUGCACC
Messenger RNA from Cheilinus undulatus (humphead wrasse), 2802 nucleotides. RefSeq names its product ephrin-A3a (gene efna3a). Gene Ontology annotation, biological process: axon guidance; ephrin receptor signaling pathway. The record is from RefSeq and is a predicted model, not a curated record. NCBI's taxonomy places the organism in Eukaryota, Metazoa, Chordata, Actinopteri, Labriformes, Labridae. Gene Ontology annotation, cellular component: plasma membrane. Gene Ontology annotation, molecular function: ephrin receptor binding. Bases 383 to 1057 code for a protein of 224 amino acids. The transcript is spliced from 5 exons.